ACUUUUGAUCAUUACACCAUCUACCUUGACAACGACCUUCUUUCGACAGCCAUGUCAAGUUGGCCGCACAUCCGCCUUUUGAAAUUAUCGAGUGACCCACGUCUUCCUCCAUCUACUGUAACAUUCCGCGGAUUAUUCGCAGCGCUCCGUCUACGUCCCCAGUUGGAAGACCUGCAAAUAUCGAUUGACACCGUGAAUAUUGAUAUUGAUCCUGAAGCCGAGUCAUUUCAACACACCUCCCUGAAAAUUUUGCAUUUUAGUUUCUCUUUCCUCGAGGAAGCGAAUGCUGAGGUUAUCGCUCGCAUCAUCUUCUCCAUGCUCCCUUGCGUCGACGAAGUUGAUGCCUGGGAGAGCGAGGACUGGCGCGAGGUCAACAGCUACCCCAAUCUCUUAAAUCUUCUGUGGUUCUCAACCGCCGUAUCACAGGAGCAGCUCCAGAUACCUGAGGUUGGGAUCUACUCGUGUUUGGAAAUUGUCCAAUAAAGAAGUCUCCGUCCUAUAUGGUUUUCCGAGAGGACACUGGAGUUGGUACUAUCCCGUGAUGUUCGUUGAUUUUUUUUUGUGUCCUAUGAAUGUGC
Suillus paluster is the source of this 578-nucleotide messenger RNA. RefSeq lists its product as uncharacterized. The transcript has a single exon. The coding region runs from base 52 to 483 and encodes 143 amino acids. The record is from RefSeq and is a predicted model, not a curated record. NCBI's taxonomy places the organism in Eukaryota, Fungi, Basidiomycota, Agaricomycetes, Boletales, Suillaceae.